GUCUUUAUGACCCUUAUCCAUGAAAAGCCUUUGUCGGAACCACUCCUCAGUCCUCUGUUGAAUCCGGAGUAAGUAGCGGCCGGAUUGGCUGUAGGUGAAGGAUGGCUCGAGGAGCUCCCGCAGCGUGGCAUAUUCCUUUCCGCUUACUAGGCCUAGGCAUUUUCCCAGUACUUGACUCAUCAAAUAACCCGAGUCGUUGUUAUGAGCCUUAAGAUGCUUGUCUGAGUCUUGGAAGGCAGCUUUGAUGUGCUGGGGUUUGGAUACCACUCUAGGGGCUGAGGGUCAGCCUGGGUCGGUAGCACACCGCAUGACUUGAACUUACAUCUCGGGAUUGGUGCCGGCCCAGAUCCUAUAGCAGCCUCCCAACUCAGUACCCCACGACUCGCUGUUUUCCAUGCCAUCGAGAAAUUUGGCAACGUCUCCCUGUCCAUUAGGCCAUUUCCAAGGACAGCUUGGAAUCUGUCUGCCCGUCUGCCGGUGGGUUAUUGCAUUUCGGCGAGUAAGGAAAAACUGAAAUGCAGAAGCAAGUUAGAUCACAUAAGAUGUACCCCUUACGGAAGCCCUUACGUUAAAGAUGACCGAGACGCAAGUAGCCACCGUGCUUGUUAACGGGCUAUGGAGCUGAGAGGGUGAUUGGAAAAGAUACGCCCUACAAAGGAAGACGGCGACAGCAGCCAACGCGAAGAACCAAUAGGACAACAUCUUUGUUCGCAGCAGACUCAAGCAAAGGGUCGAGUCGAUCGUGGAAGCAGCAUUUUCAUGUCUACUCUACGCAGACGGAGAGGACACCGACUUCCUCUCAUGUUCAUCGUGCUCAUCGCGUACUGGUGCGUUGUAAAUGAGAGAUCUCUGGCCGACCGGCCCGAUCUAGAGGUACAUGAAUCUCUUUUUUGGGGGCCUCUGCGAUGGCGGCUUAAGUUAUAGCAGUGGCACGUUUGCGCCGCGAGGCAGAUGCUAGGUUUAAUUGCCUGCGCGGCAUUGGUGCACGCUCCACAACGACAACAGGUGCAGUUCGUGGGAGGUUCUUCAGUUGGAAACAAAACAGACUCUAAAUGCCAUCAACUUUUCAAGGACGGUGUCGAUCAGCGGAGGAGCGACAGGCUGAUUGGUUGAUCCGAGUGAUAUGAGGACCUUUAACAUGCCAAGAUGCCGGUAGGAUCAGGACAAAUCAAGGUCCUGUUUCACGAUAUUUCUCGAUUGUAUAGGAUUGUGCUGAUGGCUAGAGAAUGGAGCAUGGGCAACUCAACCUCUCAGUGCACAGCAGUCAAUGGUUAGCAAAGAGGGUCUAACUGCCUACUUCGCUCCAUGACUCCGCUUCGCAGCAUCAGCAUUGAGCCUAGAGCUCCUUUUACAUAGCCUGCCCGCUUCAAUGUGGUCUUAGACAGGAUCUGGUAUGUACGAGAGACGUGUAGAUCGGACAGGUACUUCUACCUAAGCGUGCCCCCCAGAUCCUGGGAUGCCGCCGGAGUCUACUUGGGAACAAUUCUAUGUAUCCUUUGAAAAAUUCCAAGUAAGAGCUGAUGUCGGUCCGCGUGUAAGAUUGCUGACACCGCUCCCCGGACUCUCGAAAUGGAUCCUCCAAGGCAGCCUGCCCGCCUUCGAGCCGCGUGCAACAGCUGCCAUGCCGCCAAGGUCCGGUGCAGCGGAGAGAAGACGGGGUGCAAAAGGUGUCGUGAGCUUGGAUGCGAGUGCGUCUAUGUCGAGUCCAUGGUGGGCAGAACCCGAGGACGACAUGCCCGGGAUGCUGCUCGUGUCGAUGCUUCACGCCGAAAGAACAGCUGCUCACAGGCACCCUCUCCAAGCGCAGCUAAUGUGCUUGCGAGCAGACCUGUACCUCAAGCUCAGCAGCCUUGUCAAGACAAUCUACAGUGGUCGUCCAUACCUACGCUCCCGGAAGGGCGAUCAUCCGUUUGUAGUGACAUUGACUUUAGCUCCCACGACUCCUUUUCCGAACGACCUCCCGGCGAAAGCUACUACAAUGCCGACCUGUUUUCGGAAUUGCUGGAUGACACAUCUUUGGAAUUCUUCAAUGACCAGGGCCACCAUACUACUCCCUACCUGCCAAACCACACGCCAAAAGGGGAUGUGAUUGAGGCUGUGCGUACAAGCACUGCAGCAGAGACACCAAACCGGCACGAUGCUCCGGUACCGCCACCACCACCGCAGCCCAACAAGGUGUCUGAUUCUGUCGGCCUGGGAGAAGGCUUGAGCUCGCGGAGUCCAAACCAGAACAUCCCCUUGUCACAACAGCCAAGGGUCACGAACAACCAAGACGCCCAUGCAACGAGCUGGAAAGAUAUUGGCGCUUUUAUGAAACCCAUACAAUGCUCCAUUCCCUGCAGCUCACCGAGUGCACGAUCCCAGAACAUCAUGACGUGCGCGAGCAUUCUCAGCAGCCUGGAAGAGGUGUGUGAGUGCGUGUACGCCCUCGACGAGGCCCUUCGAAUCAACAAGGAAUCCAUGAACCAAAUCGGUCAAUUGAUAGGGAGUCCGUGCUGUCGUGAGUCUCCUAGCAGCAUGGUGAUCCUGGUCCAAGGACUACUUCAGAUAGUUGACAUGUUGGAGCGAAGUUGCACAGACGUUUAUCCGGGCUUGAAAGAAGCUUCUGCUCGACGUUGGAACACUGAUGGUCUUAAGAGACCGCCGAAUCAUCAUCAUUUCGGGGCGCGAACGAUAAGCACUGGAUUCCGAACUGCUCAGGCUGCGGCGCUUCCAGGCGUCGGGUUUGGUUGUUUCAAUCUCGACCCGGAGGAGCAGCAACUGAUUCAGGUGACGAUCAUUUCACGAGAAUUGUGCCGGACGCUCGAGGUGAUUAGAAGCCUGGCGGUACCUUUGGCCAACUUUGUCCGAGAGGGCAGAAAGGAUAUGGAAGUCACCCGCCAGGUCCUUGGAGAUCUAGAACAUAGAAUAGCUCAGAUUGAGCUUUACAUCAACUGUGGCAAGUAAAUAGAUAGAGCUACCAACGACAAAAAAGAUACCGAUGCUAUAGAUGAUAUAACUGGAGUAGAUGAGGAAGCACCAGCUGCACCCACGGAUAGCAUUCAAUCGGACAGUAUGGACAGAGCACUCGGAACCUCGUGACUAAAGCAAAGCCUUCCAAUAA
Molecule: messenger RNA, 3103 nt
Organism: Exophiala oligosperma
Lineage: Eukaryota; Fungi; Ascomycota; Eurotiomycetes; Chaetothyriales; Herpotrichiellaceae
Exons: 2
Coding region: 1570-2946 (458 amino acids)
Biological process (GO): regulation of DNA-templated transcription
Molecular function (GO): DNA-binding transcription factor activity, RNA polymerase II-specific; zinc ion binding
Source: RefSeq, a predicted model, not a curated record